This is a messenger RNA of Knipowitschia caucasica, 1260 nucleotides long. NCBI's taxonomy places the organism in Eukaryota, Metazoa, Chordata, Actinopteri, Gobiiformes, Gobiidae. The record is from the annotation of a GenBank genome assembly.
AUGUCAUCAGCUCAGUCAUACACAAAGACGCGGAGCAGCCACUGGCUCUACUUGAUCCAAUGCUUAGUUAGCACACUCGGCUCUGGAGCGACAGUCUUCAGCCCGCUGCAUGAGGCUCUUGACAUUUCUGGCUUUGGGUUUUUGUUCUUCCGUAUUACGAAGGGGCGAACUGUUGUUCCAGAACUGCAACUAGAAUUUGGUCAUUCGUAUGAAAGGAAGAACCACACAGAGGAAGCUUGUCUGCGAUUUCCUGAUAACAUGUUAUUGUACACUGCCAAAAUGCUGCAGCAGAUCCUAAAGGACAUGUACAUUGACCCUGAAGUGCUGGAGGCACUGAAUGAGGAUCAGAAGAAAACUUUGUUUCUUAAAAUGCGCCAGGAGCAGGUGCGACGAUGGCAAGAGCGAGAGGACAAACUGGAAAGUGAAGGGGGAGAAUCCACCAAACAAACAAAGCCAAAAAAGGCAAACAGUAAGAGUGUGAGUUGGCUGCUUGGUCGGGAUGGAGAUGUGGCCGUGAUCGUGAUCGGAGAAGUAGACGAACUCAGCUCCAGGUUUAUCUGCUCAGGAGUAGAGAAGCGGUCCCCCCCGAGCCUCCAGAACAACUCUCACAACCGAAGCAUCCUGAUAACAACAAGAAUGGUUGCAUGCAACAGGAUAGAGACAGAUGCCACUUCUUCCACUCCAGGACUUUCCUCAAACAAGAACACAAGCACUUUACCCCCUCUGUCGGUGUCAGUGAACGAGCACUCAUCGCCUCCCGCUGCACAAAAGCUGGAGUUCAAACCCGCCGUCCAACCGGAGGAAAAGUCCAGGCUGGACACCUCUGUCUGCCCCAGGCCUUUAGUGAGGACCAAAGCUAUGACAAGAGCAGCCGCUGCCACUGCUGCACCAGGCCUGAGUCAGAGCGUGAGUCCUGGAGCACCAGGGCCCAAGUCGCUCUCUCCCACCAGCUCUGUCACAGAACCAGCACAAGCCCCACAAGCACAACCUGCUCCAGAAAAAAAAUCUCAGGAGACGCAGAUCUGCAAAGAAGUGGCUCCCUCUUGCAGGACUGUACGGUCUGCAUCGGAGGACGCCCUCUCUGACACUCCCUCGUGUGCCGGGCGUGGCAGGGUGGCACAGCUCAUGAAAGCUUUCAGCACUGAGAACCCAGCGGGAAUCCCCAAGUCGUCAGGACAGACCCCGACCAGGGGCACCAAGCCUCCUCUCCCCACCAAACCCUGCCACCUGCGCCCCGCGGCCACGCCUUCCGUGAGGUAA